This is a messenger RNA of Schistosoma spindalis, 1947 nucleotides long. NCBI's taxonomy places the organism in Eukaryota, Metazoa, Platyhelminthes, Trematoda, Strigeidida, Schistosomatidae. The record is from the annotation of a GenBank genome assembly.
AUGCCUGACGCUACUCCUGCAGAGGUCAUGCCAGCUGUUGGUACAACAGGAACACCUGCUGUUCAACAACAACAAGCUCAACCGAACAAAUGGGGAAUGUUGAAGGCAUUUGCUUUCCGUCUGCUCACAGCAUACUUUGUCCUCAACUUGUUUCGUCGUCCAUCACCUAACCAGAUGGAUCCGAGCAAAACAGUUAUUCCAGCCACAAAUCUUUAUCAGUCGGGUUCACUGAUGGAUUUAUUUGUCUAUUUAAGUGAAGAUCCAACAUUUCAUUCCUUUAAUAACUCGGAUGCUCUGUUUUGGUAUGAACCCAAUAUUACGUAUGGGGAUUGGAAUGGUGGGCCCGGCGGAGAUGGUUCAUAUUCAAAGAUCGGUGAAAUUCAAUGCAGUCAGUUUCCCAACCUUAUGUCCAACGGUUCAUUGUAUAUACAUGUAUAUUUUGUUAAACCUGGUUUCUCACCAAAUCCAAAUACGGGCAAUAACUAUUCACCAAAGUAUACUGUAUAUAAAUCGAAAAUGUUGACGCGUUACAAACGUCGUCGUUUAUCCCGUACUGCGAAUCUGAUCACAGGUCAUACUGAUUCCCAUCCAGAUUUGAUAGCUGAUUCUUCGACACCAUCUGAUGUACAAUAUUUACCUCCAAUCACUCAUUGGCAUCCAAAUUUAACUAUUAACUUAGUUGAUGACCAUUCUCCAUGGGUAAAAGGUUCUGUUCCAGUUCCUUUGGAUCAAUUUAUCGAGUUCUAUUCGCCGACCAAUGAAUAUUAUCCCGUUGUUUAUCUGAAUGAUUAUUGGAAUUUAAAUGAAGAUUAUAAACCAGUGAAUGAAACUACGCCAAUACUACCAAUUCAUAUUACUUUAGCACCUUUAUCUCUAUUCAAAUGGCAGUUGUACGCUGCACAGACAGCUAAGAAAACUUGGUUCAACCAGUUGAUGGCCACUUCUAUGUUACCAUCAGAAAAUGAAAAUGAUGAGGAACAAGAUACAAUAAAGAAAGCACUGAUCGAAACAAAUCCUUUGCUUUUAGCUGUAACAGUUGUCGUAUCGAUUGUCCAUAGCGUUUUUGAAUUGUUAGCAUUUAAAAAUGAUAUACAAUUUUGGAAAACAAGAGAAUCAUUGGAAGGUCUCUCAGUUCGCUCUGUAUUUUUCAAUGUCUUUCAGUCAUUCAUUGUUGUGCUGUACGUACUUGAUAACGAUACCAAUUUUGUUAUAAAACUAUCAGUUGUUUUUGGACUGCUAAUUGAGAUCUGGAAAAUCAAGAAAGUCCUUUCUUUCAGAUUGGAUUAUGAUUCUUUGGUAUUCAAUGUAUUUCCACGUAUUCAUGUAGAUUACCAAUCAUCAUACGUAGAAAGUGAUACCAAGAAAUAUGAUCAGAUGGCUUUCCGAUAUUUAUCGUGGAUUUUAUUCCCAUUGUUAGCAGCUUAUUGUGGAUAUUCAUUAAUAUAUGAAGAGCAUCGUGGUUGGUAUUCGUGGAUACUUUCUGUCUCUUACGGUUUUCUGUUGACAUUCGGUUUCAUCAUGAUGACCCCACAAUUGUUUAUCAAUUAUAAAAUGAAAUCUGUUGCUCAUCUUCCCUGGAGAAUGUUAACAUACAAAGCACUAAAUACAUUUAUUGAUGAUUUAUUUGCGUUUGUUAUCCGCAUGCCUACUCUGUAUCGAAUUGGAUGUCUACGUGACGACGUGAUAUUUUUCAUCUACUUAUAUCAACGUUGGAUAUAUCCAAUGGAUCCCAAUCGUAUUAAUGAAUUUGGAGUCAGUAAGGAGAUGCUCGACUCUCAUAUUAAAUGUGAACCGAAGCAGUCCGACCUCGAUAGCGAAACAACACCUGCUUUAUCGUUACCAUCUUCCACUUCUUCGGAUCCCAAUCCAACCCUUUCCGAUUCUGAUGAUCAGAGUGACGUUACAUCGUCUGUGCGUAAACGAAAACCAGGCUCACUCAAGAAGUGA